AAAUAUCGAAGGUUAUGUUAGGUCAGGCCGAGGCGGAGGAGGUGUCAAGUGAUGUAAACCAUGUCGAUUUAUUCGUGACAAGUGACGUGAAGGGAUUUGAUCGAAAUAUAACAUGACAAAAGCACGUAACUUAUAUUGUUGAUAAUAAUAAUCUGGAGGGAGAGAGACGACUGUCUUUUACAAUGGCUGAUAAUAAUUUAGUAAAGGUUUUCGCAGCCGAGGACUUUAACCCAGAAAAAUUUGUGAAGGAACUCAGCGCACAAUGCAUUGGUGCAGACGAACUGAGGCAACAGCGUGCAAAAAUACAAGAACUGGCAAAUAACACAUCUGCUCAAUUGAAAAGAAAUGUAUAUCAAAAUUAUAUGCAAUUUAUUGAGACUGCCAAGGAGAUUUCACAUCUGGAGAGUGAAAUGUAUCAAUUGUCACAGCUUUUGAGUGAACAACGCGCUUUAUUAAGCAUGCUAGGAUCUACCAGAACAGCAGGCGUUGUCUUUGAAGAUUUGUCACAGCAAGAGAAUUCUGCUAAUUCCGUAUCUAAGGAAGAGGAACAAAAGCAAAAACUCAUUCAAUUGAUUGAAAAUGUUGAAGGGGCUCUGAGCUUAGCUGAAACUCCAGGACGUAUAUGCUUACACGAAGGUUCCCUGCUUGAGCUAGAUCCCAUCGAGGGAACACCAUUAAAGAGAAUUCACGCAUAUUUAUUCAAUGAUGUUUUGAUGAUUGCAUCUUGGCUGGCAAAUGGCGGCAGGCGUGGUCCGCCUAGAUAUAAAAUGCAAGCGGUUUAUAAUCUUGAAAGCCUAGCGAUUGUCAAUGUGAGGGAUCAUGGCACAGUUAAACUGGCCUUCAAACUAUUGGCGUUUUCUGACACAAGGGUGUUUCAGUGCCCUACAGCGACAAGUAAAAAAGAAUGGUUAGAUAAGUGCGAGCAAGCAAAAAGAGCAAAGCUAGCAGAGGAGAAUUCGACUGAUAAUGCGCCGGAUAACGAUAAACAUCCAAAAGAAGACAAAGCAGCGCCGUCUCGUUCAAUGUCGUUAGAUUCCAAUACAUUAGGCAUGGAUGACGAUGACGAUUCGGAAUAUCACGAACCGCCUCCAGAGUGGGUGCUGGAAGUAGCCGAAGAUCUGGAUUCCUGCAUAGCGCAACGUCAUUUUGAAGAGGCUUACAGUUUACUAGAAAAAGCAAAAGUCUAUCUGAAGGAUGCUCAACCUAUACCGUUACUGACGGAGAUCCAGACGAAGGUAAAUGACAGAGGUCGGUCGUUGGUCAAUGUACUAACCAAGGAACUAGAAUCGAGUGCCGAAGCAAAGUCGUUACAAGGAGGCGGGUUGAGAAGCGCGCGACGUACAGUUAAACUUCUGAUAAAGUUGAAUAGGAGCGCUCAAGCAUGCCAUUUGUAUCUACGAUUAUGUAGCGCGGUAUUGAAGGCGCGAUUGAAGAGGAUUAAACGAGAAAGCACAACCAUGGCUUAUGUAAAGCAACUCAGCGCGAUUGCCUUCAGCAAUAUAGUAGAAAUAGCGAGAGAAUUCUUAAAAACCUUUCCUCAAUCUGCAAAUUGUACUUCCGGUUUAAUUGUAUGGUGCAGUCAAGAAGUGAAACAUUUAACGUCGCACUUGGCUGAGCAACUUUUUGUACCGCAAAUCACUUUAAGCGUAUUGGUAGAAUGCAUUGUUGCUGUUCGAGGUCACUGUGAUCAACUAACUCAGCUGGGCAUGGACUUUCGUUAUCAGUUAGAUGGACAAAUCAGAUCUCCAUUAGCCAAAGCCAUUCAAGAUGCAGGAGAGAGUUGCGUCGAUACGAUGAAGCGUCAUGUGGCAGAGGAUACUUGGCGACCGACAAAUCUGGAAACUAGUCAAAAUCUCCAGAAACUAUUAUCAGAGCUCGACGAGCUUGGUAUUGGCGUACCAUCGUCAUAUGCAACAAAUGACUGUUGGAUACCGUUGACACACAAUACAUUAACCUUCUCCAAGAUUUAUAUCAGUCUAUUAGAAGAUUGCCUCAGCGUAGCUAUACCCGAGCUUAUGUCUACGAUAGAUAACGCAUUAGUAUCCGUAAUGCGGGUCGAAGUUCAACAUUUGAUUGUUUCGCUUACGGAUCCGAAAUUAAAACAAGAGCGAAAAUUAGUACAAAAUAAUGCAGCGUAUGUACGAGACAUUAUUAUCGCUCGAGGAAUGGAAUUGUACAAAUCCGUGACAAAUCAAAAAUUCACAAAGCUGCUUACCCUGAAAGAACAAAUUGUAUUCGAAUCUCCAUCGCCUACAAAGCCGAAACCAGCUCCGAGAACAUCAAUUCCUAAAUACUCUACUACAGAAUAUCUUUAGCUAAAAUAAAAAUAUCAUCACUUGAUUUAUAGGUGAGGGAAAAAUGUCACAGGAACAAAUGUUUGUAUAUGUAUAUCAUACAUACACUAUAUGUAUGUAAUGUACCGG
Messenger RNA from Camponotus floridanus (Florida carpenter ant), 2423 nucleotides. RefSeq names its product exocyst complex component 8 (gene Exo84). Lineage: Eukaryota; Metazoa; Arthropoda; Insecta; Hymenoptera; Formicidae. The transcript has 8 exons. Bases 183 to 2315 code for a protein of 710 amino acids. Gene Ontology annotation, cellular component: exocyst. Gene Ontology annotation, biological process: Golgi to plasma membrane transport; exocytosis; intracellular protein localization. The record is from RefSeq and is a predicted model, not a curated record.